UGAGAGCUGGACGAGCAGGUUUUAAAUGAAUGACUAUGGUUCUUUUGAGAGCAUCCUAAAAUAGAGAACCUCCCUGUCUUCAAGUUUCAAUGGAUUCCUUCAACUUCAGCCUGAAGAGUACAAGUCACCCCUUGAAGUGUCCCAUCAGUAGAUUAACUCCAGCUAUGUCAACAAGCAGCAUCGACCAGUUCACUUAUGACCGAAGGAAGGGUGAUUCUGCUUAUAGUUCUUUCUCUGGAGGCUCAAGUGCCCCUGAAUACAGCUCUCUGUACUGUCAUGAUGACAUUCCCCCGCACAGCUUACUGUUCACUGAGCACUGGUGCCACUCAGUGGAGGGCGACUCUCUGCCUCAAGAAGGCAUUCUAGACCGACAUCACUUCAGUUGGGAGCCCCCACCACUUCCCCCUGCUCGUCUAGACAGCUUCAUAGCAAUAAGGAAUUUGGAGAACUCCAAAGCCAGUCAGGAUACGGGAGAUCUACGAGUGGAAACGCUGCAUCCUAGAUCUGACCCAGUCCGUGGACAUAGGGCAGCACCAUUUGAUCUGACUGCUCCGAAGGACCACGCCAGCUUUUCAGAUGUACGGUAUAAGGGCCCUAAGCAUAGGACUCCAGCUGUCAAUAACAGCAAUAUCCAACAAAGAGGACAAUAUUUCUUUGUGACAGGUGUGAGUAAGUCUCCUCAGGCCAAUCUCAGAGACAGCUAUUUGGAUAGUGUAGAAAGCGAUGCAGAAGUUCCAAGGUUAACCACAGGGGACCUUAAUAGUGUUCAGCAGUGGUGCGAAAAUGUUCAUGGUGACCAGCAGGUUUAUAUCCAGAGUCAAGGUUUAACCAAGAACUCCAGGAGAAAAAGGAUGACAUCUUCUCUGCAAAAUCUAGACAAGACAAAUGUCUGCAGCAAUGCUGACUGUGGAAUGGCAGUGAGCAGACAGCCCUUAGGAAAUACGGAUACUGACAAAAUAAACAGAGAAACCGUUCAAAUGAUGCGUCGCGUCAGAGGAGAAAGCAUGGGGUCACUUACGUGCAUAUCUAAAAAUGAGAAUGGGGCCAUGGUUAAUAACAAGGAAAUGAGGCCAAAUGAAGUCUCAGAUUCCAGACUACGCUGCGAUUCCUGCAGCAGCUGCAUGAUUCAGCUGAAUGAACUCCCACUAGACGGUAUCCAGGAAGUAGGAUACACAAAUAUGAAUUUGGGCAGUUUGUUGAAUGAUUCUGCCAAGAAGAACCUGAUGGGUGCACAGUCCAAUGUCGUAAUGGACAAUGCCUCCAAGAAGACAGAUCCGCAGCCCUCAUUCCCCCUAAGGCUGGUGCAAGAGCCCAAAGGGAUGCCUUCUGCAGUCAGCUUUGUCUCCCUUUCACAGGAUCCCACACGUAGACCGGAAAACCCAGAGUGUCCAAGACUUGAUUUACAGGGAAAGGAGAACUUCCCACAGCCUCAGGUAGCCCGGAUUGGGGCCAGAAGGAGAUUGACUUCAGAACAAAAGAAAUUAUGUUAUUCCGAUCCAGAGAAGCUACACCAAAUAGAGGACACACCUACUUAUAGGCUGUAUGGUAGCACAGACAGCUGCAAGGAAGAUUUGCUAUGCAAAGAUGAUUUGAGCCAACGGGGACUUGUUGCCACCAGACGGAAGAUAUUUGAGACCAAGGGCCGUGCCCUAUCAGCCUCCUGCCUUUCCCAAACCUCGCUGAAGCAGCUCCAGCACAAGGCCGUCCAGGCAUACAUGGAGCGCAAGAUGGACCAAAAACCUACAGAAGCCCAGCAGACCGGCGUCCAGACUCCCAGCAAGAGACACUCCAUGGCAGGAAAGGUGUCGGAAUGUAACUGUGACUCUGUCUGCAGACAGGUAGCACCUAGGAAGAAGCUGACCAGGCCCCUCUCAGCAAGUCGCCUUCUGGAUAAUUCCAGCAGAUCAAGUGACUAUCCUGAUCUCAGCCUCACCAUCUCCAGUGAAUGUUGCUGCUGCAGGGAGAUGCCUCGCUCAGUUGAGAAAUCUGCUUCUACAGAGAACCUUCUGAAGCAGACAAAGCCCCAACAUUUCAGUCAGACACGUUCAGCUUCUACUCCACAUGCCUUUCAGAGUGGAAAUGCCCCCAGUGACUCUUUACCUGUCUGUAAUGAGAUGCUUAGUUCUCAGAAGAAAGUCGAGGGUAGGUCUUCGGUGCUUAAUACUCGGACUGGCUCAGGGCCGGAGAGCCGCCGUGGUUGGGCUUUCUUGGAGGAGCCAGAGGUUCAACAUUUUGGAGAGCCAUUGGCUUGCUUUAGGAGUUUGGAGAAGCCUGAACAGCCUAGCAGCAGGCUUGCCGCACAUGCCAGAGAGAAGAGGAGCAUCUCCUUUUUUUCUGAGCGGGAGCAGAACUGGCGGACGCUCAUGCGCAGGAAACAGUUCUUUAAGCAAGAGUCGGCCCCACAGCUUCGCGUUCGAGAGGAGCUUGGAGGGGACGGCAGCCGUGACAGAGCACACAGCAAGGCCCAAGCCAUCCCCGAAGGGGCACAGCUGUCUUCUACAGGAGGGUCCCUCUCACACUCGAUUCCCUCACUCAGCGAUACUGAUAGCCCUCUGUCCCCUCCAGUACACGCUCAGGAAUCAGCCAGACGAGUUCUGGACAGGGCCAAGUCUGCGUACCUGCCCAGUCCGUCCAAGAGCAGGAGCAGUCCCAGAGUAAAGGCUGCUCCUCCUGUGCAGCCCUUGCCAGUGGAGCAAUCGGUGGAUGAUCCGGAGGAGAUAUUUGGCUCAUUCCAGGAGGUGUUUCUAAAUCGAGCGAUGCCAGUAGAAACUGACUCAUGGCUCAUCAACCUGGAAGCAGGAAAGAGUGAUGACAGGGAUUGUUCUCCACAUCAAGGAAACAAUCAUCCUGAAGAGGCUUUGAAUCUACCAGCUGAGCCUCAGACAGCCCACAGCUGUCCUCAGUCUAAAAAGGAGACCAUCCAAAGCCGAAGAUGGAUGAAGGAGGAAGAGGAAGAAGGGGUUUCAGUGGACGAACCUGAGCCUGCAGCCAGCUCCACAGCUAGAACCAAACCCACCUGUCACUGGGAGGAUUUGGUAGAGGCAGUGGUUGCAGAGGAUCCAUCCCUAGCCCCCUUACUCUUCCCAGCUGGCAACCGGAACACUGCUAUGAAGCUGAUGGAGCAGCUGCUUUCAGAGGACACAUUGUUGAUGGAGGACCAUUACAGGAGGAAGGAAGCCCAAAAUUCCAAAAGAACGCUGACUGAGGACAGGUCUGGAAUGGACAGCUUGGACAUAAAUGCUUUCUCUAAUGGUGCUUGCCCAACCUGUGAGGACCAAACAAAAGAAACAGACCAGAUACGGAGAAGUGAUCUCACAGAGAAGAAGAAGCUUUUGGUGGCCUGCAUUGAGCAGCGUCUUCAAGAGCUGGAGAAGCAGCGGGGGGCCCUCCGGGAGGAGGCGCGGGCGAACCGGGAGCGGGCGGACACCAUAGCCGCCUUGGUUCAAGAGAAGUGUCUGCCUGCAGAGUUUGAGCGCUACAGUCAGUUUGUCGGAGACCUGGAGCGAGUAGUCAGUCUGCUGCUCUGCCUCUCUGCCCGUCUUGCCCGGGUGGAGAAUGCACUGAGCAGCGUGGACCAGCACACAGAUGCAGAGGAGAAGGAAUCCCUGGACAGCCGCCACCGCCUGCUGUGCAAACAGAGGGAUGACGCCAAAGACCUGCGUGACAACCUGGGCAAGAGGGAGCAGGUGGUCUCCUCCAUUCUGGCCCGGUACCUGACGGCCGAGCAGCUGCAGGAGUACCGCCGUUUCGUGCAGACCACCGCCUCCCUGCUCAUCCUGCAGAAGGACCUGGAUGAGAGGCAGCGCUUGGGCGAGGAGCAGCUGCAGUCGCUACGCAGCAGCCUCCCGCUGUAAGCAUCUGGGCCACGACUCAGCUGUAAAACGUCGCUGUUUUUUGAUUCUUUUCUUGGAUAUCAUCAAAGAUAACCGCUCAACUUUGUUGAUGUUGCUUUCCAUUUGUCAGCUGUCAUCCAUAGAUUCUCACCUAAAUGAUUUCACGACAGAGAAUCUGUUGUUAAAUAUUAAUAAGCUUUACAAAUCCAUUAUUUUACUAAUGUCUUAUCAGGUGGGAGCUCCUGCUUUCACUGUAUUUGUGAAAAUAAGGUUAUUUUAGUUUAGUUUUUAUA
Scleropages formosus (Asian bonytongue) is the source of this 4126-nucleotide messenger RNA. RefSeq names its product protein Shroom3-like. Gene Ontology annotation, molecular function: actin filament binding. Gene Ontology annotation, biological process: actin filament organization. Gene Ontology annotation, cellular component: apical plasma membrane; adherens junction; apical junction complex. NCBI's taxonomy places the organism in Eukaryota, Metazoa, Chordata, Actinopteri, Osteoglossiformes, Osteoglossidae. The coding region runs from base 90 to 3854 and encodes 1254 amino acids. The transcript has 9 exons. The record is from RefSeq and is a predicted model, not a curated record.